Messenger RNA from Eimeria acervulina, 1062 nucleotides. Its product is annotated as phospholipase/carboxylesterase domain containing protein, putative. The record is from RefSeq and is a predicted model, not a curated record. Gene Ontology annotation, molecular function: palmitoyl-(protein) hydrolase activity. Gene Ontology annotation, cellular component: membrane. Lineage: Eukaryota; Apicomplexa; Conoidasida; Eucoccidiorida; Eimeriidae. Bases 1 to 1062 code for a protein of 353 amino acids. The transcript has 8 exons.
AUGUCCCCCUGGUGGAGCUUGGCCGCCAUCCUUACCCGGGCGGCCUGGGUCGGCGGCUUUCUCCUGUCAGCAGUUGUUGGCGUGCUGUGGUUUUUCCAAGAGAAACUUGUUUUCUACCCUGCAGGUACUCAAAUAAAGGCCUGUUGCCUUGCAGCGUACAUGAACAUCAUUUAUACCGUUAUGAAACUCCCCACAGCAAUACUCAUCUACUCCGGCUAUUUGCCGUUUGACGAUGUCUACAUCAGGACUAGUGACGGCGUGACCCUGCACGGUUGGCUUUUGCGUCAGCCAAAUGCAUUAAAAGCGCCCACCUUCCUUUACUUCCACGGGAAUGCCGGCAACAUUGGGUUUCGGCUACCCAACUUGGAACUGAUGUUCCGCAUGGUUGGCGUAAAUAUACUAAUCGUAUCAUAUAGAGGGUAUGGAUACAGUGAAGGGUCACCCACAGAAGAGGGUGUGUAUACGGACGCGGAGGCUGCAUUGGACUUCCUUUUGGAAAAUGGGACUGUCAACAACAAAGAUAUUUUUGUCUUCGGCCGUAGCAUUGGGGGGGCGGUUGCAAUAGAGCUAGCAAGACGCAGAAGUGACGAGCUGAAGGGUAUUGUGGUGGAGAACACGUUCACGUCACUGCUGGAGAUGCUUUACAUUGUCUUCCCUUUUUUGAGCCCAUUCAACCUGCUCGUAAAGGCCGUGCAGCGGAUGUACAUGUUGAACGAUGAGAAGGUUCGCACAUUGAUUUUGCCUGUUUUAUUCAUUUCGGGACGCCAAGACAGACUCGUCCCUCCGUCGCACAUGGACGUGCUAUAUAGCACGUGCGGUUCUCGCGUAAAGAUGCGAGAAGACGUUGAAAAUGGAGGCCACAACGACACAUGGGAAGUCGGGGGUCAAAGUUACUACAAUAGGCUUCGCGAGUUUGUCCAGGUGGCACUUUCUGAAUCAGCAUCUUCUGAAGUCACCCGCCACUCCGGGACCCAUUCAACAAUCAGCGAUGCGUCAACAAAUGUGUCAUUGAGACAGUUACGGUCGACUCCCUCCGUAACUGAGGAGGCAAUGUGCAAGUAA